This is a messenger RNA of Megalops cyprinoides (Indo-Pacific tarpon), 762 nucleotides long. It is a transcript of the gene apom, whose product is annotated as apolipoprotein M. The transcript is spliced from 7 exons. NCBI's taxonomy places the organism in Eukaryota, Metazoa, Chordata, Actinopteri, Elopiformes, Megalopidae. The record is from RefSeq and is a predicted model, not a curated record. Gene Ontology annotation, cellular component: very-low-density lipoprotein particle; low-density lipoprotein particle; high-density lipoprotein particle. Gene Ontology annotation, biological process: high-density lipoprotein particle clearance; cholesterol efflux; high-density lipoprotein particle assembly. Gene Ontology annotation, molecular function: lipid carrier activity; phospholipid binding. Bases 95 to 676 code for a protein of 193 amino acids.
GGUGUCCAGUCAGACGGAGAGACCCUCCAACAGGCCAGCAGAGUUGUGAUCAUUAAUCUUAUUAGGCUACUUUAUAGACAGUCCUGGUCCAGAUAUGUUUGUGGAACUGUCUUCCUUUGUGACGUAUGUGCACUGGCUAUUUCAGAGCCUGUUUCCCUGUAACCCCCCACAGCUGCUGUCCUCCAGCCACCUCAACACCCAGCAGUAUCUAGGCACUUGGUAUUUCAUUGCAGCUGUGGGAGGGAGACAGUCAGAUGUAGGAGCGUUCACACCGAUGGACAGUACAGUCUUUGACCUGCAGGAGGCGAAAAAGAACAGCACCCUGCUUCUGACGGGAGCCAUCCGGGUAGGAGAUGUUUGCGUCACAAGAGCCUGGACCUAUCACCUGCAUCCCGAAAAGGACUACCUUGAAGUGGAGGGCCGGCCGAACAGGCGCACGGUGCUGUGGAGUGGAGACUGGCUGAGCUGCGCUGACUGCAUCCUCCUGCAGGAGACUGACCUGGGGGAGCUGCAGGAUGAGAUGAACAGAUUCAUGCUGUACGCUCGUAAUGGAUCCCUCAGCACUGACAUAGUGAAAGACUUUCAAGCUAAGAUGUCCUGCCUCGGAAUGAGGGAAUUUCUCUCAUUACCCCAGAAGAGAGAAUACUGCCCAAUGGAUGGAGCACCUGCAGUCUGAGUGAAAAGGUUUAUGGAGAUGGGCAAAGACCUACGGUGAAGGUGCAAGAGUCCUGUUUAACAGCCAAAAUGAACACAAAUGCAUCU